CAACAACAACAACAACAACAACAACAACAACAGCAACAGCAACAGCAUCACCACCGCCAUUACUCUCUCAUCCUCAUGUACAUCCUUCGUUGUCUCUUCCACCUCCACCUCUUCCUUCUUCCAACACGUCUUCUACAUCUACCCAGCAUUAUCAUCAUGUUGUUUCACCUACCUCCUCGUUGCCUCUCCCUUCUCCUCCGCCUUCGCUUCAUGCCCAUCAUCCUUACCAUCGUCAACAACUUGUAUUUCCUCCUUCUCAUUCCUUUCAGCAACAAGGAUCAUUUGAAGAGUCGUUCACGACGACGACGACACCGACAACACCACUCUAUCAGGAGAGUAGACAAGAAUUGCCCGUGGCUCCUUCAGUACCUUCCAUGAUACCUCUUCCUUCCUUGGGUAAAAGUAGUAGUCAUCGUAUGCAUCGUCCUCAGAGUCAGGAUGAAUGCUCCUCUUCUGUAUCGUCGCCCUCUAUACCAAUAGCCCAUGCCAAAAUGGAACACCACGCACAUCACCCGCACCACUCCGCGACCACGACGACUACUUCCCCUUUAUCCCUACCCCAUUCAAUACCACCUCAAAUUCAAUUACCUCCUUAUGAUCCAUUUCAUAUCCAUGAUAGUACUCCCAUUCAUUUCAGUUAACAUGAUUUCUAUAAAGAAUUAAAAAAAUGUCAACAUCUUGCAAGAUGCUUCUUUUUUGAUGAAAAGGCGGGGGUUGGUUUUUUUUAUUGAUUUUAGGUUUGAAUCAAUACAAGGUAUAUAUAUAUAUAUAUAUAUAUAUAUAUA
Molecule: messenger RNA, 785 nt
Organism: Mycotypha africana
Lineage: Eukaryota; Fungi; Mucoromycota; Mucoromycetes; Mucorales; Mycotyphaceae
Exons: 1
Coding region: 76-378 (100 amino acids)
Source: RefSeq, a predicted model, not a curated record